AUGAUUGGGAAGGACUUGAAGCAAUACACUGUGCAAGGCUUCCAGGAUGAUCUGCGGGAGGAUGGGCGUUCCUGCAGGGACGUGCGGCCACUUAAGUUGGCUUUAGGUGUUUUGCAGCAGUGUAGUGGCUCUGCCCGGUGUUCUCUGGGCAACACCGAAGUGCUGGUCGGGGUCAAGGUUGAGAUUGGGGUUCCCCUCGAGGAAACGCCGGACUGUGGCGGCUUGCAAGUGACUGUGGAGUGCAGCCCUUGUGCUGGUCCCAGCUAUCAGGGAAAGUCAGGCGAGGACUUGGGGGUCGAGCUCACGAAGAGCUUGGAGCGUUAUCUGAAGCCUGGGCGCAGCGGCAAAGGUGGCUGUGUGGACCUGCGAGCCUUGUCGAUUGUGAGCGGCAGAAGGUGCUGGAUUCUGUGCAUAGAUGCGCUCAUUCUGGCUGCAGAUGGCAGCGUGCUGGAUGCACUCAGCGUAGCCGCAAAGGCAGCGCUGCAGGACACCAGGAUCCCCCUGGUGGAGGUGGGGGCGACAGAGAAUCCAGAUGAGGAGCCUGAACUUGAACUAGAUGACGAUCCUGCGCACGCCACGCAAGUAGACACGAGCAGUGUCCCUGUCAUCGUCACUGUGUACAUUGUCAUGUUUCAGGCGGGCCGUGCCUACAUCCUGGAUGCAUCCUCCCAGGAAGAGACAUGCAUAGACUCUGCAGUCCAAGUGGCUGUGAACGGCGGUGGUAAAUUGUGUGGUCUCUUCAAGGUCGGGCCAUCAGCUGUCAAUCCUGCGGUGUUGCAGGUACGGCUGCACUUCAAUAUAUUGAUUUCCUGUAAUUCAUUGUGUGCCAUCAGCUGUCAAUUCUGCGGUGCUGCAGGUACGGCUGCAGCUUCCAUAUAUUGA
Messenger RNA from Coccomyxa subellipsoidea C-169, 882 nucleotides. RefSeq names its product ribosomal protein S5 domain 2-like protein. The record is from RefSeq and is a predicted model, not a curated record. NCBI's taxonomy places the organism in Eukaryota, Viridiplantae, Chlorophyta, Trebouxiophyceae, Coccomyxaceae. Gene Ontology annotation, biological process: nuclear polyadenylation-dependent mRNA catabolic process; U4 snRNA 3'-end processing; U1 snRNA 3'-end processing. The transcript has 6 exons. Gene Ontology annotation, cellular component: nuclear exosome (RNase complex); cytoplasmic exosome (RNase complex). The coding region runs from base 1 to 882 and encodes 293 amino acids.